AUGGCUCGGAGGCAGGACGAGCAGAGAGGGGGCGCGCCUUUAAUGGCGGAAGGCAAGCCGGGGGAGGAGGUUAGGCUUAUUCUGUACCACUGGACGCAUUCCUUCAGCUCUCAAAAGGCAGUGGACAUUGUCGUGCUCUUGUAUGAGGAGGAGGAAGAUGGCAGCGUGUUGUACAUGGGAUACUUGAUAGGUUGUUUUGGAAAGAGUGCCAGGAGUGAAAAAAAAACUCCCAGGUUAAUGCCUGAUAAAGGAAGCAUGUAUUACCCACGGGUACAACAUUACCGAGAGCUACUUGACUCCUUGCCAAUGGAUGCCUAUACACACGGCUGCAUUUUACAUCCUGAGCUAACUGUGGACUCCAUGAUCCCAGCUUAUGCUACAACAAGGAUUCGCAGCCAAAUAGGUAACACAGAAUCUGAACUGAAGAAACUUGCUGAAGAAAAUCCGGAUUUGCAGGAGGCCUACAUCGCGAAACAGAAGCGCCUUAACUCAAAGCUGCUCGACCAUGACAAUGUCAAAUAUUUGAAGAAAAUUCUUGAUGAAUUGGAGAAGGUUCUGGAUCAGGUUGAAACUGAGUUGCAAAGAAGAAACGAAGAAACCCCAGAAGAGGGCCGUCAGCCCUGGCUCUGUGGUGAAUCCUUCACCCUGGCAGACGUCUCGCUCGCUGUCGCACUGCAUCGACUGAAGUUCCUGGGCUUUGCGAGGAGAAACUGGGGAAAUGGAAAACGACCAAACCUGGAAACCUAUUACGAGCGUGUCUUGAAGAGA
Trichechus manatus latirostris (Florida manatee) is the source of this 768-nucleotide messenger RNA. RefSeq names its product ganglioside induced differentiation associated protein 1 (gene GDAP1). Lineage: Eukaryota; Metazoa; Chordata; Mammalia; Sirenia; Trichechidae. The record is from RefSeq and is a predicted model, not a curated record. The transcript has 6 exons. Gene Ontology annotation, biological process: mitochondrial fission; mitochondrial fusion. Gene Ontology annotation, cellular component: mitochondrial outer membrane. The annotation marks the transcript as partial.